UUAGGAUUUGUGAUUGGUCGGAAGACAGUCACAAGACUGGAACGAAAGAAAUACUGUACUGUUUAGCUUUUGCAAUCUGAGUCUGCGCUCCAGGGAAAAUGAGUGAGUCCUUAGUAGUGUGUGAGGUGGAUGGAGACCUGGUGAAGAAGCUACGAGAGUUUCGCUUUAGAAAGGAAACUAACAAUGCAGCCAUCAUCAUGAAGAUUGACAAAGAAAGGCAGCUGGUUAUCUUGGAUGAGGAGCAUGAGGACAUUUCCCCUGAUGAGCUGAAGGAUGAACUGCCUGAAAGACAGCCCAGAUUUGUAGUGUACAGUUAUAAAUACCAGCAUGAUGAUGGAAGAGUGUCUUAUCCUCUUUGCUUUAUCUUCUCCAGUCCAGCUGGGUGUAAACCGGAGCAGCAGAUGAUGUAUGCUGGGAGCAAGAAUAAACUUGUGCAGACAGUCGAACUGACAAAGGUCUUUGAGAUCAGGAACACGGAGGACCUGACUGAAGAGUGGCUGAGGGAGAAACUGGGCUUCUUUCGUUAGGAGCAUCUGAAACCCGCUCAACGGAGUUGGGGAAACGAUGACCAAGAUAUCGUACGUCGCCUCCAAGAGGAGAUUAAACCAUUGUCCAUUUAACACUUUGUGUGUGUGUGUGUGCACGUGUGUGUGCGCGUGUGUGUGCGUGUGCACGUUUUUGGAAGACCCUACCCGAGCUAACCAGUUCCAGAUUUUCACAGAUCACAUGAAUGCAAUGUUCAAAAAAUGCAACCAUGAAUACGAAUUCCUUUGCUACAUGCAUUUUGUAGCUUGAAGCCUUUUAUACAGGUGUGCUAAAAUGCCCUCCCCUUUACCAGAUCUAGAACUCACCAUGCAGUGGUCAUUUAGCUUGAGACAUUGCAGCUCAGCUUGCUAGAAUCAGGAGGUGGUACACAAGGGCAUGAAUAGGGGUAAUUAUUUUUUAGAGAGAUUUGGUUCAGUGUUGUUGCCAUUAAAUGUUUUACCAUCCAAGUCCCUGUGUAGUCACCUGACUUACACCAGGGUGGAACAUAUUCCUUUUUUGAUAUGAUGCUUUUUCUAGGUCUUUUAUUGUGAAGUUCGGAUUGUUUCGUAUCCUGCGGCUGCAAAUCUAAACAUGAGGCAUGGACACUGUGGCAGAGAUGUGGAGGGGUAGUUGUGUAUCUAGAAAGAAUUCAGAUCAGGCUCUGGAAUUUGCAACUAAUGAAGAUCAGUUUGCAAGUUUGUGCAGAUCUGUCUGGAUUUGGGGAAUCUGGAUGUCAAGGUGGUUCCUGCAUAGAGCUAUAAACAAAAUUAGUCUGGAGACAAUUGUGGUUUUACCUGCCAGCAGUGCUGCUUUAAGUGUGAGCGUGCAUGUCUGUGUGUGUAUAUUAGCUUGGAUGAGAUUUUGUUCUGAGUCCUAAAGAGUUAAAUCUGUUUUAUGGGCUAUGAUGUAUCACAUUCUUUUUGCUGUGACAAAAUAAAAGCAGGUCACAGUCAGUUCUUUGAUAUUACUUAUCUAUUGACUUUUAUUUCUGCAAAAUACUAUAACAUUCAUAUACACACACACACAAAUCCAUAAUGAGGACAAAUGCUAGCUCCAGUUUCAAUCUUGCUGAUUCUCUUCAGCGUAGAUGGUUAUUGGCAUUUGGUAAUUAGUUUUAAUGUAAAUAUACACGCAGUUAUUGGCUUUUAUCUCUUAAAACAUCUGUCAAACAGUAAGUCCCCUCUGUUAAUAGAAGUGCAUUGCCUAGUUCUCUAGGACUCUGAUCUGAUUUUAAUAUCGUAACUGGUAAAUGUGGCCGUGGUUUUUGUUCUUCACCAGGCUUGGUUAAGAAGUGGGAGCACUGGAAGUGAUAAUGACUAGUGUCUGGUCCUUUUAUUAGUUUUCAUUUAUCAGUGUCAUGUAAGCUGUACUUCAUGGUGAAUUGAAUAUGCUUGUGUGUGUGUGUGUAAGUAAAAUGCAGCACACCAGGAUAUGUGAGACUGCUUUUCAGAUUGGAUACACCCUGCUCUUUACUGAAUUAUUUCAAUUGUUGUUUGUCAUAAACAGUCCUUGGGACCUGCCAAAAUGUGCUCUAACCAAACUCUCAGUACACCUGCACCACAAAUUCAGUGUUCUUAUUGGCUUGGUUCAGAUGUGUUGCAUGCUGGGAGUGCAUAAAAUGGGGGGGGGGGGGGGUGUAAAGUUAGUGGAGUCCUUUUUAGUAUGCUUUAUUCUAAUAUGCACACAGAUAUAAACUGAACAGUUGAAGUUUGUGCCAUUAUUAUUAUUAUUAUUAAUUAGUUGAAUGAACUCAAGUAAUUAACAGUAGAUAUACUUAUAGGAUAUCAAAAUACAGAAUGAAAUGCUGUACUGCUACAUAGUGAAGAGACAGUGCAAUAGGGAUUGAUUGAGGGUAUGACUUGUGCUUUGCUUUGUAAGAGGUCAGAUGGUGGUUGCUGCAAAUAAAAUCUGAAUCGGGCUUUGUGUGGGCAUGUGGAUAAAAGAUGCACUCUAAAUCUGUUGUGUUCCCACAACAGAGCUGUUAUCAGUAGAUUCCAGCUAAAGUUACCAUAGUCUGUUUGAGUAACUAUUAUGCUGCUAAACUGACAUGCAGUCCCAACAGUCUAAUAUGGAGUUGAGAGUACCUGUAUGAAAGCUACAUAAAUAUAGACACACACACACACACAUACAGCUUGUUCUACUCACGGUUUUAGAGAGCAAAUCAACUGCAUUCUGCAUCUCUUAACAGUCCGAUAUUCACUCUUAACCUUAUGUCUUUGGAAUUUUUGAAACAAAUUAAAAUGAUGAAAAUAAGGUGUAAACUAGCGUGGAUGAAUAAGGGUAAUCUUAACCAUAAUAAUUGCUCACUACUAAAUACCACGCACUGUUUAAAAUGUUAGCAUUUCUUGUAAUAACUCUUCUUAGCUAGAGGACCACUGAGCAGUUCAGAUAGUCAAUUAAUCUGACAGGUGGCAGGAAGAUGAGACAGGGACACUCCACCCAUCUGUACCACUGGCUUCUCUCUACAGAGCUUAUUUUGGUGUCAGUGUGAUGUCACUGCAUUCUGAGUAGCUGUUCUUGUUGUAAUCAGUCUGUACUCCUGUGUACUCUUCUAUUAAAACAAAUGUAUGUUUUAUUUUUCAGUGUUUCUAAGGUUUUUAAAAUCAAAUGUAAUAUGUACAAUUUUUCAUUUUGCCAUGUUAAGUAUAAGAGUGUUGAAUAUUUGUAAUUUUUCAUGGUUUAUAUGAUCUUAUCCACUGUUCCCAAUAAAACUUCAGUCACCACA
Molecule: messenger RNA, 3250 nt
Organism: Electrophorus electricus (electric eel)
Lineage: Eukaryota; Metazoa; Chordata; Actinopteri; Gymnotiformes; Gymnotidae
Source: RefSeq, a predicted model, not a curated record